UUAGUUCGAUGGGUUUUUUCGAAUUUGGUCACUUUGCGAGCAAAAGCAAUUUUACGAAGACUUCAUUAAAUUUUCACUUGUGCAUAAAACGCGUAAAAACCGAUUAAAAACAGAAGAACUAAGCAAAAUAAAGCGACGCACAUUGAAAGUGAAGUGCAAAAGCUAAGUGAACGUGUAAAAAAGAGUAUUUUACUCGGCGAAAAGCGAGCGAGCUGCACAAUUGUUAAGGCUGCUGGUCACUAUAUGUCCAGGCCGCGCUCAUCCGCCAAAGCCGUGCAGUUUAAGCACGAAUCGGAGGAGGAGGAAGACGAAGAGGAGGAGCAACUGCCGCCCAGGAGCAUGCAUUCGUUUGGAGACGGUGGAGCCAUUGGCAGCGGGGUGCCCGCAUUUUUGGCCAAACUCUGGCGCCUGGUGGACGACGCGGAUACCAAUCGCCUGAUCUGCUGGACCAAGGAUGGUCACAGUUUUGUCAUACAAAAUCAGGCGCAAUUUGCCAAGGAAUUGCUGCCCCUCAACUACAAGCACAACAACAUGGCCAGCUUUAUCAGGCAAUUGAAUAUGUACGGUUUUCACAAGAUCACCUCCAUUGACAACGGCGGCCUUCGUUUCGAUCGCGAUGAGAUUGAGUUCUCACAUCCCUUCUUCAAGCGCAACUCCCCCUACCUGCUGGACCAAAUUAAAAGGAAGAUAUCGAACAACAAGAACGGGGACGACAAGAGUGUGCUGAAGCAGGAGGCCGUGUCCAAGAUCCUCAGCGAUGUGAAGGUGAUGCGUGGUCGCCAGGACACACUGGACUCUCGCUUCUCGGCCAUGAAGCAGGAGAACGAGGUGCUGUGGCGCGAGAUCGCCAGCCUGCGCCAGAAGCACGCCAAGCAGCAGCAGAUAGUCAACAAACUGAUCCAGUUCCUAAUCUCUAUUGUACAACCGUCGCGCAACAUGUCCGGCGUCAAGCGUCACAUGCAGCUAAUGAUCAACGACACGCCGGAGAACGAUCGUGCACGCAGCACCAGCGAAACGGAAAGCGAGGGAGGCGGUGGCCCAGUCAUCCACGAGCUGAGCGAGGAGCUCCUUGACGAGGUGAUGAACCCCUCAUCGCACUACGACCAGGAGAGCGUCUCACCGCUGGCCGUCGAGCGUCCGCGGUCGAAUAUAAGCAUUAGCUCGCACAACGUCGACUAUUCGAAUCAGAGUGUCGAGGACUUGCUGCUCCAGGGCAACGGAUCUGGCGGCAAUCUCUUGGUCGGCGGUGCCGCCUCUCCACUCGCCUCCAGCGUGAGUCAAUCGCCGGCCCAGCAAGCUGUCUACACGGUCACCGAGGCACCCGAUUCUCAUGUCUCGGAGACAGUGCCCAAAAGUCCGCUGCAGCAUGAAGAGCUGAACGUGCUCACCACGCCCAUGGUGCGGGAGCAGGAGCAGAAGCGCCAACAGCUUAAGGAGCAGAACAAGCUGCGGCGACGGGCGGCAGAGGACAUAAUUGAGGUGGACGAGGUAACGCCCAAGGCGCAGCGCACUGUGUUCCAGCCCAUGAUGAUCAAAUCAGAGCCGGAGAAUAAUUCCGGACUGAUGGAACUAAUGCAACCAACGAACUCUGAUCUGUACAAUGUUAAUUUCAUCAGUGAAGAUAUGCCGACGGAUAUUUUCGAAGACUCUUCUUUGCUCCCUGCUGACGUGGAAGAGGCAGCCAAGCUGGAUCAGCAGCAGAAAUUCGGUCAAACGACUGUGAGCAGCGGCAAGUUUGCCAGCAACUUCGAUGUGCCCACAAACAGCUCUCUGAUGGAUGCCAAUCAGGCCUCUACAUCGAAGGCGGCUGCAGCCAAGGCGCAAGCCAACGAGGAGGAAGCCAUGGCUGUGGCCAAGUACACGGGCAGCGAGAACGGUGCCACUCAAAAUCCGAACAAUGGCCAUGGCCAACUUCUGAGGAUUCCCUCUGUGUUAGUAGACAAGAUGCCUGCGAGUCCAAACCCGAGCAGCCAUAAUCAAGAGGCUAUUUCUUACUGUUGCAGUGACGAUCUCCACGGACACUUGGACAACAUGCAGGAUGAGCUGGAAACACUGAAGGAUUUGCUGCGUGGCGACGGGGUCGCCAUUGACCAAAACAUGCUCAUGGGUGCGCCUGGCAGGACGCCCAUUUUUCAGUUGACCGAGGACGAGCUGUUGCUAAAGCUCUUCAACGACUCUGAUCUGCUGGACAACUAUGGCCUCUCAUUUCCCAAUGACAGCAUUGGCAGUGAGAAGAAAGCACCCAGUGGAUCCGAACUGAUUUCCUAUCAGCCUAUGUAUGAUCUGUCCGACAUUCUGGACACCGACGAUGGCAACAAGGAUCAGGAGGCAAACCGACGCCAGUUGCAGGCGCAGAACUCGGUUUUGAAUACGCCACGUCACGAGUUGUAACUUAUGUUAAGUAGUGGCAGCUCAGACGCUUAUCUGGCGAACCAUUUGUUUUAAGUGUUUAAUGGAAUCAAUCUUUUUUUCACUUACAUUGUCUAACCUUUCAGUUAACUCAUAUUAUCAUAUUAAUAUAAUCAACCCGUAAUCAUAUUAAUGAUGCUGUAUAUGCCUUAUGCACUAUAUAUAUGAUAUAUAGACUAACCAGUUCUUGUUGUAGAAAGACUCGAAGAAUCAGUUAAUAUUUUUAGUUGUAUUUUAUAACCGGUGAUUUUGAGGUCCUCGGCUCAGGUAGAAGAUUUUUAGUUUGCUCUAACCGAUCGUGAGGAAUGAUCGUAGUCGAUGUAAGAUCGCACGCUAUAGAGUAUACGUUUUACACACACUACUUUUAUUAAUCGAUAAUAAAUUGUUUUAAGCUGCGUCAAGCUGCAAAUGAAA
This is a messenger RNA of Drosophila gunungcola (fruit fly), 2823 nucleotides long. It is a transcript of the gene Hsf, whose product is annotated as heat shock factor protein. Bases 244 to 2391 code for a protein of 715 amino acids. Lineage: Eukaryota; Metazoa; Arthropoda; Insecta; Diptera; Drosophilidae. The record is from RefSeq and is a predicted model, not a curated record. Gene Ontology annotation, molecular function: sequence-specific DNA binding; DNA-binding transcription factor activity. The transcript is spliced from 8 exons. Gene Ontology annotation, biological process: regulation of DNA-templated transcription.